Cladocopium goreaui is the source of this 8217-nucleotide messenger RNA. NCBI's taxonomy places the organism in Eukaryota, Dinophyceae, Suessiales, Symbiodiniaceae. The record is from the annotation of a GenBank genome assembly.
AUGCAAAUGCAACGAAGGAGAGCAACUAAUCAGGAGUUGCAACAAGGUAUGGAAGAGAUGAAAAAGGCGCAAGAAAGGCUUGAAAGGGAAGCAAAAGAAAGUCAGGAGUUGCCCCUGGAAGAUGCCAAAGGUGAGGAGACAGUAGGACAAGAGUCAAAGGAAGAAAGGUUGAGGUUAGAGGAUGCCCCAAAAGAAAGGUCGUCGCCUGCGCAAAUAGAAAGUAGGAGCGAUAGGGCUAGCCAAGACCACCCCAAGACUUCACCUGCUGCCAUCACCCCAGCCAGACCAGGAUCAACUGCCUCCGCCCCUGGCCAAGCCAAUCCAGGUGAUAGUCAGCCAGGAACUGUGAGAACUCCGGCGACGAUAGAAGGACGUCGGAAAGAAGAGGCCAACAGGCGUUCAGUUGGUGACACAGGGGGAGGAAGAGAAAGUGGUGUUUGGACUGCUGUUCAGACUCCUCACAGUCAACCAGUAGGAUCUCCAGAAGUUUUUCAACCAUUGUUCACAGAAGAACAAGUGAAACAGAUGGAGCUCCUUCACAGUAGGGCACCGUGGUUGUAUCAAGACGCACAAAGAACGUUUUUUCCAAGGAGACCUUCUUUUUUGGAGCAGGAAGAAGCUAGGAUGACCAGAGAAUCCACUGAGCUUGCAACUCUCCGGUCUUACAUGAAAGAGUUAGUAGAUCGAAAUGAAGAGUUGACGAAAAGGGUUCAGAUGUUGGAGGCUGGGAUUGUCAAGCCAGAAGUAGAGCUGUCUUUUUCCACUCCAAAUGGAAGUCACAAGUUUGAAGACUCAAAGGAGGCUGCGAGACCACCAGAAGCCCCACAGGAGGCUGCGAGACCACCAGAAGCCCCACAGGAGGCUGUGAGACCACCAGAAGCCCAAAAGGAGGCUGUGAGAUCCCCAAAAGAAAGGCAAGGAAACGUUGAGGAUUCUGGGAAGACUCCGCUGCCAGGACCCACUUCUUUGCCAAAGCCAGACCUUCAUGCAGCUCAAGGUGCAACUGGGUUUGCUGAGAAGUCCAUGGAAUUCAUGUCGUUGAUGAUGGAGAAUAUGAAAGAGAUGCAUCGAAAGUUGCAUGAAGACAAAGAAGAAAGUGGAACCAUCCGAGGGGUGGAGGUAGUGAGGUCAGGGACGCAUGAGCUUCCCCAGCUGCCAGUUUGGAGUUCGACGCAAGCUCCACUUCAGUUGAGCGACUGGCUGCUGCUUAUCGCACCGGUGAUUUCAGACUUGGCAGCUACAGCAGAAACGUGGUGGAAAACGAUGGUGGCAGAGGCUGAACAGUGGUAUCAGUCGCACAUGCUGUUGUCACCAUUGGAACGUCUUCAACAUGGAAGUGAACAACCUGCGGCAUUGAUGCAGGAAAAGUGGCAGAGGCUGGAGAGGCGUGUGGCCACCAUGAUGCUCCAGUCGAUACCAGAGCAGGUUCGAGAGGAAUUGGUCUCGAGCAGAAAACUCACAGUUUUUGCAAUAGUGACACAUUUGUAUGUGACUUAUUGUCCUGGAGGGAUUACCGAGAAGCAGAACCUCCUGAAGAAUUUGGAGGAGCCAACAGAAGUAGCGAAUGUCAGUGAGGCACCCUCCGCAUUGAGGCGGUGGCUUCGAUGGCGUCAAAGAGCCACUGAAAUUGGAGCCACGAUGCCAGAUCCGACAUUGCUGGUACGAGGGUUGCUGAGGAUGACAAGAAAGGUGUUGGAAGCCAAUCGAGAACUCCAGUUCAGAGUGUCACUAGCCAGACACGGACUGGGGAUCGACACAGUGCCGACCCUGGAGAGCGUGACGCAGUUUGCCAUGCAUCUUUUGUCAGAAUGUGAGCAGAUUUCGCAGAUGGAGAAAAAGCCAAUGACUCCAGCUCCAAAAGGCGAGAUCAAGCUCAAGUCCGUAGAGACAGAAAAAGAAGAUGCAGCAAAAGGGAAAGGUAAAGGAAAAGAUCGAAGUCCUGAGGAGGAAAAGACUGAGAAGCCUCGGGCAAAGUGCAGAUUUUUUCUGACAACAGAAGGCUGUCGGAAGGGAAAGGAGUGCCGUUUUUCCCACAGUGAGAAGGAUGGCAAGAGGAGAUGUUAUACAUGCGGAUCCACAGAACACAUGGCACCAGAGUGUCCGAGGAAAAGUUUGAGUGAGUAUCCACCGAAGCAGAAGAUGGUGAAGGCUGAAAAUGACUUGGGCCAAGGAUCCAAGAAUGCUGAGGAUCCAAGCAGUGAAACGGAAACUAUGAAAGGGCUUAUUGAGGAAGCCAACAAGAUGCUCCGAUCCCUGACAGCCAAGUCAGGACCAUCAACUUCUACUUCAUCCAAUGCCCCUGUGAAGGAGGAGGAGAAUCGAAGUGAAGUUCUUUCAAGAUUGCAGGCUCAGCUGAACUCUCUCAAGGUUUUCAAGCUUGGCCGAAUCACAAGAGACCUGACGAAGGGUCUCAUUGAUAGUGGUGCAACACACCCUUUUCGACCAUUGAGGAGCGAGGAGGCCGAGACCAACAUGAGAAGUGUUGAGGUCACCUUAGCAGAUGGGAGAUGUGUUCAGCUGAAGAUGACGACAUCCGGCUCAAUGGUGACGGAUGAUGAAGAAGUAGAGCCAAUAGUUCCAAUGGGCACGCUGAUUCAGGUUUUGGGAUGCGAGGUGAACUGGUCAAAAGAUGGUCUGCAAGUUCACCACCCACGACAUGGUCCUUUGAAGGUUGAAAGUCAUGGAGGAUGUCCCCAAAUUUCUAGGAAGUUGGCGCUGGAGUUGAUUUCAGAGAUAGAAGAUGCAAAAGGAGGAGUUUCGAUCAGUCGCUUGGGCUUUGAGGGGGAGAUGGAGUGGAUGAAACGUUUGGUUGCAGUACAUCCAGUUUUGUCACAGCUUCCUGAAUGGUUGAAAAGUCAGCUGGUGGUCGAACCUUCCGACUGGAACCUUCUUCCUGUCAAUCGAAGGCAUCGCAGAACUUUGAGACAAGGAGGAUUUGCUUUGCACUUGUUUUCAGGAGAUGAAGAAGGCUAUACUCUGAAGAGAUCAAUCAAGGGCCAAGGUGGGCCCCACCAGCGACUGUUGGAAAUUGACAUCAAGCACGGGCCAUCACAUGACCUUUUGAAAGGGAAUGGCCCUUAUGCUGCGCUGUUGCGGGCAGCAGUAGAAGGAAAGAUCCUUUCAGUGAUUGGUGGCCCCAACUGCAGGAGCCGAAGCGUUUUGCGACAUCGUCCAGUACCUGGCCAGCCUGAUGCUCCGAGGCCAAUUAGGUGUUGGGAUGGAGGUGAAUUUGGAGCACCCUGGAUCACUUCAAAAGAAGAAGCGAUGUUGCGAGAGGAUGAUGUGUUGAUGUGGCGCAUGCUGUUUUUGUUCAUGGUUGCCGAGUACACCAGACGAGCGCAGAUGAAAGUUGACCCUGUACAUCUGGUGCUUGAGCAGCCAGCUUCACCAAAGUCCUAUGAACCAGAGGCAGUCUCAUUUUGGGACACCAAAGAAUGGAAAGGGAUCCGAGAUGAGUUCAAGCUCAAUGAGGUGACCUUCAAUCAAGGGAAUCUUGGAGGUUUGGCACCAAAACCAACGACCCUUGGCACCACCUUUGACCUGUGCAUGGAAGACUAUGAAAGACCACUUCAACGUGAUCAAGAGGUCAAGAGUUCCAAGCAACUGGAGAGGUGGGCUCCGGGGUUGAUGGAUGCAGUUGGUGCCGCAACAGUCAAAGAGGUUUUCAAACAAACACCUCAGUUGAAGGCCUUGACGUUUGAAGAACAUGUUGCAUUUGGGCAUGUGCCCUAUCGACGUGAUUGUGCAGUUUGUCAAAGGGCAUCACAACAGAAUUUCCCACACAGGAAAGUCAAACAUCCACAGGCAGGAGUUUUGGCAUUGGAUACUUGCGGUCCUCUAUUUCCUGCGAGUGAUGUUGGAGGAUGGAAGUGCCGAUACUUUCUUGCUGGCUCUUACACCUAUAUGGUGCCAAAAGGAUCGACAAAGAUGGAAGCUCAACAGGAGGAAGAAGGAGGGUUAGAAGAAGCUCCAGCUCUCGAGGCUUUACAGGAUGACGGCGGUGAGUGCCGGGGGGUUGCGGAGGAGUGGCAACAACCCGAACGCCUCCCGCCCAACGCGGUGGGCAUGGUAAGGGGAGAUCAAUCAUCUCCCCGGCGACCUCCACCUGCGGAAGCUGAGGAGCUGGCAGAGGAAAAAAGGGAGGAGGAACAGGAUGAUGGCGGUGAGUGCCGGGGGGUUGCGGAGGAGUGGCAACAACCCGAACGCCUCCCGCCCAGCGUGGUGUGCAUGGUAAGGGGGGAUCAACUAUCUCCCCGGCGACCUCCACCCGCUGAUGCUGAACAGCCAGUUGAGGCUCAGGAGGAGGAGGAGGAAAAGGUCGAAGGUCCGGAAGAGCCGGAUCCAAAAGAAGAGCUUGAGAUGCGAGUCUUCAAGAUGGCACUUCCCAUGCGAUCCAAAAAGGCCAAAGAGGUGACGAGGGCGGCUAUGGAGAUGAUCCUCAAGUUGAAAAUGGAUGGAUACCAAGUAUCAAGGAUUCACUCAGACAGAGGCCAUGAAUUCCUUGGAAGCUUUGAGACAUGGACGAAGGCGAGAGGCAUCCUUCUCACGAGAACGUCUGGAGACGAUCCAAGAGCCCAUGGAAGAGCUGAAGCCACGGUGAAGUCAGUGAAAAACCAGAUCAGAAGGAUCCUGAUGCAUGCUGGAGUUGGGUCGCAAUGGUGGCCCUGGGCAUUGCGAUAUUUGAAUGAGGUUUACAGAUGCCAAAGGCUGGACAAGGUUCCUGACUUCCCAUUGUUUCUGCAAGAUGUUUUGGUGAGGAGGAGACGAUGGAAGAAGCAGGCGUUUGAGCCAACAGUUGAGGUUUCAAAAUAUUUGGGUCCAGCGCCAGAGGAGAAUGGACACUGGAUCAAGGCUGGAGAUGAGGCACCACGAGUCACACGGUGUUUCAUGAGAAAAGCUUUGGAACGACCAGAUGAAGGUGUCUGGCUUGCAGUAGAGCGAGAAGUUUUGGAUGCGCUGACAAAGAGGAGGAGAUUGAGAGGAAAGACCACGGUUAGAAGGCUUCAGAUGGAAGAACCUGAGAAUGAUGAAGAGGAGGAAGCGGCCAAAGUCGCAAAGAUGCGGAUGCAGUUUACAAAGGUAGUGGAGGAGGAGAUGAAAAUGAUGCUGGAAGAUGAUCAAGAGUUGAUCACAGAAGAGAUAGAAAUCUUGGCGUCUCUCAAGAAGAUCCUGAACUCACAGGAAGUCAAUGAGGACGACGAGAUCUUGCAGACCAACAUCAUUUCACUGCAGGAAGUGUCCAAGAAGUGGCAGGAAUGGCUUCCUGCUAUAGAUGCAGAGGUGAGUUCACUUCUUGAAGAAAAAGGGGCGAUGGAGGAAGUGAGUGGUGAAAAGCUGGAGGCCCUUCUCAAGGAGGCUGAAGAGAAAGGCAUGCAGGUUGAGUUUUUGCCGUCCAAGCUGGUGUGCACGAAAAAGCCUGGAAAGAAAGGUGGCCGCAACAAGAUUCGAUGGGUCAUUUGCGGCAAUUUUGAACAGGUGAAAGAAGGUGAGAACACCUUUAGCUCUGGCGCUGAUGCAUCAGCACUACGACUUUUGGUGGUCACGGCCUCAAAACAUCAGUGGGCGGCCGGGACCGUUGACAUCAAGACUGCCUUUUUGAAUGCCAGUAUGGAUCCACAAGACCAGCCCAGUUUGUUGCUGGUGAAACCUCCACCGCUGCUUUUGGAGAAACGAUACAUGAAGGCAGGCACAUACUACCUUCCGAAGCGAGCUGUCUAUGGGCUCCGCAGAUCCCCACGGCUUUGGGGCGACUGCCGCGAUGAGGGCCUUCACCACAUGAAGGUUCAUGUCCAAGAAGGAGAACGAGAUCUCACAUUGAGGCUGAUCCCAUUGGACUCUGAACCCAAUCUCUGGCGCAUUGAGGAGGAGGGUCAGGAUUCCGAGACAGUCCCAUUGAUGAAGGGGCUGUUGAUGACCUACGUUGACGACAUCUUUGUGACCGGAAGUGAUGAUGUCGUUGAGGCGGUCAUGACGAGCAUCAGAAAGCUGUGGACCACAUCUGAACCAGAUCAGGUGGGAGUCAAACCAAUCAGGUUCUUGGGGGUGGAAAUAUCAAAGGUUUUUGACCAAGAGAAGGGCCGUGACAUUUGGUACAUCGGCCAGCAGUCCUACAUCAAGGAGCUCCUAGCCCAAGAUGAGGAUGAAGUUUUGGAGCGAAAGAUCCCCAUCACCAAGGAUCAGAGUCAGUUUGCAGAGGAGGAGAAAAAGACCCCCGACUUGAUCAAGGCUGCACAGAAGGCCACGGGAGAGAUGCUGUGGCUUGUGACGCGCACCAGAGCUGAUUUGAUGUAUGCAGUUUCGAGGAUGGGGUCCAAUGUCACAAAGGCCCCUCAAAAGGUUCUUCAAAUCUACCAACAGAUCAAAGGAUACCUCAAGAAGACAUGGAAGUUGGGCCUGCGUUUUGAUGCAGCAGGUCAAGAUCCGGUCGUGAUUGAGGCUUUUUCAGACGCCAGUUUUGCACCAGAAGGUGAGGUGAGCCAUGGAGCCUUUUUGGUGAAGGUUGCUGGAUGUUUGGUUUUUUGGAGGAGCGGAAGGCAGAGUUUCAUCACCCUGUCGACGGCAGAGGCAGAGAUGAUGGAAAUUAUGGAGAGCAUGGUAGCUGGGGAGUCAAUAGGAAACAAGAUGACGGCGGAUAUCGGCACGAAGCCUCUGUCGUCAGAGCGGAUCAAGGUUUUGAGAGAAGAAAUGAACAUGUUUGAAGUUCCAAGCACUGAAAAGGAGGAAGAAGAGAAGAACGUGGACGAGAGCGUCCCAAGGUUGAGAGAGGGAGCUGGAGCUGACCUUGAGAAGGCAGCUGUGGCUUCAAGGUUGAGAGAGGGAGCUGGAGCUGACCUUGAGAAGGCAGCUGUGGCUUCAAGGUUGAGAGAGGGAGCUGGAGCUGACCUUGAGAAGGCAGCUGUGGCUUCAAGGUUGGGAGAGGGAGCUGGAGCUGACCUUGAGAAGGCAGCUGUGGCUUUGAGGUUGAGAGAAGGAGCUGGAGCUGACCUUGAGAAGGCAGCUGUGGCUUUGAAGCUGCUGACACUUGCAGCAGUUUUGUCAGUAGCGAAAGGAGAAGAAGAGGAGGAAUCAGAUCAAGAUGGAAUGAUGGAAUUCAACAUGAUGAUGGCCGUAUUCACCGUGAUGGUGAUCGGGGCUACGUUGGCGAUUCAAUGCUUGUGGAAGGCUUGGACAGAGAGGCUGAGAACCAGAGUGCGAAGUCAGGCUGGAUCGGCCAAUCAAGGCCUUGUUGCAGAAAGAAAAGGAAAAGGAAAAGGUGGUGAGAGCCGGGGGGUUGCGGAGGAGUGGCAACAACCCGUACGCCUCCCACCUAGUGCGGUGGGCAUGGUAAGGGGAGAUCAAACAUCUCCCCGGCGACCUCCACCAAGCACUGGUGCGGUGGGUAUGGUAAGGGGAGAUCAACUAUCUCCCCGGCGACCUCCACCAAGCACUGAAGGGCAGGGAGCGACAUUGCCCCAGUCGCCGUCAAGGUUUGAAGACCCAUCCAGCGAAUCUUCUGAGGAGCGUCCAUAUCGUCCACUGGAUGAACGACACAUCCCCGAAGUGGACAUCGAAGGCGAGUUGCUCAGAAUUGCUGAAGAAGAAGCGAUGGUGCUGGAUGUGCAGAGCGAUUUCUCUGCAGACUCGUGGAAGACCCCCUCCUGGAGUGCAGUUCUUCCCCAAGAACCUGAGAAGCCAGCCACCAAGAAUCCCGAGUUCGGAGUCUUCACAGUGGUGGUGCCAACCGGCGAGUUUUCCACCCUGGGUCUCACUUGUUGUCUGCUGACAGAUGUCCACAUGAUCUCGGAAGUGAACCAGGGCGCCAUCUCCAAAUUCAACGAGCUCAAUCCCGAUCAGAGUCUUCGGGUCUACGACCAGCUGAUAGCCGUCGAUGAUGUCGUGGACAAGGAAGGCAUCGAUGUGAAGUUGGAUGGCAAGCUGCCGGACAAGAUGGCCUUUCGGCUCCAUCGACCUCGCAUUGUUCAGGUUGCCUUCAAGAAGACAGGCAGCCUGGGGAUGAAGUUGGAUUUCACCGAGUCUUCAACGGGCGCCCAAAUCCGCGAGAUUGGGCCAAGUGGGCACAUUCCCACAUGGAAUGCGGCACAUCCAGGGGAUGCAGUCCAGGCCACAGAUCGAUUGGUGGAGUUCAAUGGGCAGAUGAAGUUGGGCGGCGAACUGCUUGAUGCGAUUACGAAGGAAAGCUCUGAAAACACCAUGACCCUCACAGUGCUCAAGUACUAG